GAAGCGGAAUUAUUAUGAUGUCCGAGUCUCCAAAAACCCAACUCAUUCGCUGCUACGAAGGCAAAAAUGUUGCUGAUGCCUAUGCUAAGUAUAGACCUUCUUAUCCCAAAACAGUACCAGAAGCAAUAAUCGGGUAUUUAAGAAAUGAAAUGGGAGUAGGUGCCCAGGCAAAGUUUGAGAGAAUGCUUGAUGUUGGUUGUGGAUGCGGACAGUCAACUUACAUUUUUGCCGAUUACUUCAAGUCGAUUGUAGGAAUCGAUAUUAGUGAAGCUCAAAUCGAACAAGCUAGAAAGCUAAAUCAAUUCGAAAACAUAUCGUAUCAGCUUGUUCAUGGAAAUGCUUUUCCGUUCAAAGACAAUAGUAUCGAUUUAAUAACUUCUGGAACGGCGGCUCAUUUUUUCGAUAUACCGAAGUUCGAAAAUGAGUGCGAACGUGUGUUGAAAACAAACGGGGUAUGUGCAAUAUUUGGAAGAGUUAUCAAUUCAAUCAAGCCAAUAUUGAAUGGAGAAGAGAUUGCAACGCCUACAUAUCCGUUUUAUAAUUUUUAUGAAGAUUUCUUUGUCGACAUCAAUGCUGACAAAAGAGAUACAAUUGUCAUUGACGGGUAUGCGGAAACGUUCAAUAAGAUACAAAAUGACUCCAAAGAAUGGUUUGAGGAGCUAACUUACAGAGAGAAAAUUGGGAACACCUUGGUAGAUCUAAAAAAUUUUAUGUCGACUCUAGGUGAAUACCAAACUUUAAUGGAAACUCAAAAACCCGAUAUCGAUCCUUUAACAGUGAUGGCAAGCAAGGUGAAAAAACUCUUCAAUAUGGAAGGCGUACCAGACGAAGAUGUCAAACUGAGUGCAGAAGCGAUUGUUAGCAUGUUUGUGUUUACUAAACGUGGCUAAUCGACCAUCA
Messenger RNA from Styela clava, 900 nucleotides. RefSeq lists its product as uncharacterized. The record is from RefSeq and is a predicted model, not a curated record. Lineage: Eukaryota; Metazoa; Chordata; Ascidiacea; Stolidobranchia; Styelidae. Gene Ontology annotation, molecular function: S-adenosylmethionine-dependent methyltransferase activity.